Messenger RNA from Gallus gallus (chicken), 6552 nucleotides. It is a transcript of the gene ARK2N, whose product is annotated as chromosome Z open reading frame, human C18orf25. Gene Ontology annotation, molecular function: ubiquitin protein ligase activity. The transcript is spliced from 4 exons. The record is from RefSeq and is a predicted model, not a curated record. Bases 234 to 1463 code for a protein of 409 amino acids. Gene Ontology annotation, biological process: ubiquitin-dependent protein catabolic process. Lineage: Eukaryota; Metazoa; Chordata; Aves; Galliformes; Phasianidae.
GGCGCGCAGCAGAGCCCCGCGGCCUCCGCUGACAUUUUCUCUGGCGUCGGGGGCGCGGCGGAGACCCGGCUCCUCCCGGCCGCCCAUGCUCCAGCUGCUCCCCCCCGGGGGGGAGGCCAGGAGGGGCCUUCGCCGUCCAGGCCGCCGUAUUGCUGAAAACCAGAACUAGCUGACCCCGUCUUCCAGGCUGCGUGCUCCAUGCUUUGAGACCGAGAGGACCUUGGUGUUCUGAAAUGAAGAUGGAGGCAGUGGGAAAAGCAGAAGAACUUUUGGAUUCAGAAGUUCCACCAAAGGCUUCUGAGAAGCAGGAGACAGCUCCUGAUGAAGAUGGACCUAUAGAGCUGGAGACGCGUACUCAGAAAGACAGCGUGCCCGCUGCAUCAGACUCUGCAGUGCUCUCUUCGAUGCCUUGCUUACUGAUGGAACUGAGACGAGACUCCUCGGAGUCUCAGCUAGCAUCUGCAGAGAGCGAUAAGCCAACGGGUGGUCGAGUUUAUGAGAGUGACUCUUCUAAUCAUUGCAUGCUUUCUCCUUCUUCCAGUGGGCAUUUGGCUGACUCAGAUACGUUGUCUUCCACAGAAGAGAAUGAGCCCUGUCAAGCUGAAGCUGUUGUGGAAGAAGACCCUUCUGGGGUCUCUGGGGCUGCAGCUGGGAGGAAAUCCAGGCGAUCCAGGUCCGAAAGUGAAACCUCAACAAUGGCUGCCAAGAAAAACCGACAGUCUGUUGAUAAGCAGAACGGUCGAGUUACCAAGGUAAAAGGUCACCGAAGCCAAAAGCACAAAGAAAGAAUCCGGCUGUUAAGGCAGAAACGGGAGGCAGCUGCUCGCAAGAAGUACAACCUGCUGCAGGACAGCAGUACCAGUGAUAGUGACCUGACGUGUGACUCAAGCACGAGUUCAUCAGAUGAUGAUGAAGAGGUUUCAGGGAGCAGCAAGACAAUCACUGCAGAGAUACCAGGGAGUCAAAAGGCAUUUAAUAUUCAAAAGGAACUACAUUUUAGGAAAAAAGCUGGCUUCAGUCGUGCUGGGGGAUCUGGAGGAGCGACCAGGGAAAUUCCAGGAUUGCUUGACAGGGGCACCGUGUGGGAUAGGAACUGCAUAGGCAAUGUCCUGGAAGAGGCCAUGAACUGCUUUGCCGAGAUGCAGAGGCAGACAGAGGAGAAAUUUCGCAUGUGGAUAGAAAAGCUAACCCGUCUUGACACGGAUGAAGAAAGCAAGCAGCAACUGGAGCCCAGGGAACCUAAAAUGCAACUAGUUGGCCAAAGAGUCCCCCCUACCACACAGUCAGGGGCUUUCAUACAGAUGCCUGAUAGCCAAGUACUUCCUCAGCAGUCGUUUAAUUCUUACAUGGGCUGUCAGAAUGUCGAUGCUACGCUAGAGUUUCCAGCGACUUUUAAUAACAAUUUUCCACCUAUCUUUCCAGAGAAUGGGAAUAUUGCAGAGCCUGAUUUGAAUCAAUCAUAAACUUAAAGAAAAAAAUAUAUAUACAUAUAUAUAUAUAUAUAUAUAUACAUACAUAUAUCUCGUAUCUUUGCAAUCUUGGUGUUACUUUGGAUUAUGCUAAAAACAAGGUUUGCUUUUCAUAUUUAUUUGUUUUGUUUUUCCCUUCUGGGUUUGAUUACCAUGGCAACUUUGUUUUAAUUUAUAGAGAGUAUAUAUGUAGUUUAAAUAAAAAACAAACAACAAAACAAAGCCAGAAAACAAAACACAGCAUACCUAUGUGCAUGUGCCAGCACAGACAUAAACACCUGUAAAGGGAGCGGGUGGGUGGGGAAACGCUGUGGGCUUUCAUCAGCUGACUUGGGAAGAUAUAAGUUAGAAUCCUUUGGAGUUUAAGUACUCCAGAAGCCAUAGAGCUGCGUUUGUUACAAUAGGAGCUUUAGGACUGUUCAUCCAAAUGCUCUUCCUGCAUGUUAAAGCAUUUAUAUAAGGAAAUAAGUUUCAUAUUUAAAGAUGUACCCUCGAGAACCAGACUAGAUACAGACCCGUAACAUUUCCUUAGCUCUGUGCUCACUCCCAAGUUCUGCAGCUUGAAUGCGGCACACAUUACUUUUUCUUCUUCCUUUUCAGGCAGAAGUAAUAAAUAAGCUUACCCUGAAGAUUUAGCUAUAUAUAACCAAUGUGCACAACUGACAUUUUGUCUCCCGUUUAGUAGAUCAUUUCUGUCCGGAGUUUUUAUUAAUGUCACUGCUGUGUUGCAUAUGGCAUAUUUAUGGAAGCAGCUGUCCUUAAAGCGUGUGCAAAAAUAUGCACACGUAUACAUACGAAUGUGGUCAGUUUGGGUGGAAAUCCAUCUCUAACUUCAGGUGUCUGGUUUAGCUGUUCUGCAGAUCUCAGGAAAGAGAGAAGCGCCUACAGAGGAUAUCCCCUGGCAGUGUCUUCCUCUUCCGUGAGUUAUCUCAGCUCCCAAACAGAUAAGAUAACUUUGGGCUAAAGUUAGGCGAGAUGAAUCACGCCCAAAGCACGUGUGUGUGCAUGCAUGACCCGUGCACACAAAGCACUGCUGCUUCCCUAUGUAUAUACGAGCAAUCUGCAUCCUUCAUGCUGCAAUACAAGUAGUGGUGUCAGUCCUGAGAUAAGCUGGUGGACAGGUUGGUUCUUUGCACAGGAAUUUAAGCAAAAGGCAUGACAGACAGAUCAGUAAGCGCUGUGCUGGUCUGAAAGUGUGGUUUGCUGCUCCGGGUCGGAGCCAGAGCUUCUGAACCACGCUGGAAUGCCACUGAGAUGGUUAUUUUACCUGAGACUGGGAAUGCCAGGACGUUAGUUUCAUUUAAGUAAUACAAUAACUUGCAAUCGUGUGGAUUUUUUUAUACUGAUAGUUAUCCUGAAUAGGCAGGCUUGAAAACUGUGAUGUUUAAAGUAGAAUUAAUUUAACAUGUAUAUUAGAAACCUCUAUUUAAUUCUUACUGCUAUCGCUACACGCAGGGAUUGCUGUUCACCUCUCCAAGUAAGGCCUUUCUUCACGUGAAGUAACUUCUCCAUAGCUACCAAAAAAUGUACGCUCCUCAUCAGUUAGAACUUGUUAAACGAUUCUAAUGCAAAUAAAGCAGAAAUUGUGAUAAAGGAAGUGGAGAGUCUUUGCAUAGGCAUAGUUUAAGCAAAGAGAACGCUGUAGGUCUCUUUAGGCUCUGUUACUUCGGUUCUUACACAUCAGUCGCUGCUGAUUACUUAUUUAUUUUUAAUUAUUUUAGUGCAGUUCCUUUCCUUUCUGUUGGAAUUUAGCACUGCGUCUUCCACAGCUCUUAAUUUCUUCCUUCCUGAUGUCGGUGGGUGUUUUUUUCCAUCAGUCUGUAGGUUUUGGAUCAAUCCCGCAAAGGAAACCCAACGAAUGCUUUUUUAUUCUCGGCGUAACACUCUCAUGGGUGCUUCAACAUUAUUAUUUUCCUCCAUUAAAAAAAAAAAAGAAAAAGAAAAAUGCCUGAUGCCUUCAUUAAAAGGGAGCUUAGAGAGCUGUGUUACUUUGAGAGGACUUGCCUGGAGGACUGUGCAGGAGGCGGUUUUUAAGGACCGGAAUAAAUUCUUUGCAGAUGACCUUCGCGCAUAAUUUUGAUACAAAGAUUUUUGAUAUAACCUUAGGAGAAAACUCCCUCAUCCGAAAUGCUCUGCAUUUUUAAAUGACCUGUAGGUAAGCGUCACGUGGGUUAAAUUAUGUCAAUUGCCAUUUAAUACGCUUGUCUUGUUUAAAAUCAAGAUCCUUUCAGGGAAGAUAAUUUACUGAUAUAAGAGAAAAAAAAAAAAAAAAAAGUCCUUCUGUUGUUCAUAGAUUUGCUACGUAUACCUUUAUGACAAUGAUAAGAGCAGCAUAUUUCAAAGCAUGACAACUUUAUGAGCCUUCCCAUGCAUGCAGAAGCAGCUUUUUGCAGUGACUGCUUUCCUUCCAUGCGCAGGCAUCGCUUUGACUCGGUGUCUCUGUAAGCAUGCUGUUAACUUUUUUUAAUAAAUAAAAUAGUACACGUGGGGCAAUUAAGUAUUUCCAAACCAAUUUUGUAAGGGGAUCUGCUGAACGUAUUUUUUCGCUCAGAUGUAAACUGACUUUUAUGUACUGAUCUCAUAAAUGGAGAUUAACUUUGGGGAUGUAGCCAGUGAAAUCUCUGCCAACCUUCAGUGUCGUGUUCAGUGUUUUUUCUUUCCUUCUUCAAAAAAUGGAAACCACACACAUCAGAGCCUUCAGCCGUCCUAACUCCCUUCAGUGCAUGAGUUAGGGUGCGUGAGGGAAUACCUGCUCUGUUGUUGCUGAGAUGAGGCAGGAGCAUCCGACGGCUUCGGAGCACCACGACGCAGUGCCCUGCAGGCAGCAGUGCCAGCGCUGUGAUGUCUCUGUGUUUCAGGUUGGGCAUCUCUUUGAGCCAGCAGCUUUCAGGGCUCCUGAUAGGUAACUACAGAUUUUCGUGGGCUUAUUUUUUUUGUUUGUUUGUUUGUUCUUCUGGAAAACUGGAAAUAUUCUUGCUGUAGUACAUGACUGCGGUUGGUUUGUCGUGGUUUCCAUUCUAGGCUUAUUUUCAAAGGGCUUUGACUAGAAACUUUCAGGGAGUUAGAACUUCUUUAGCUGAAAUUUUAGCAUCGGUUUUGAUCUCAUCCAUUAAAGUGUUUCAUCAAAGUAGUCCACGUUUAUGUAAGGGUAUCAGGAGCAAUCUCUCGCUCCCGCUUGAAGAUAGGUUUUGAAUGUCCGUUUGCGUUCCCAUCUCAACACGUUGCUCCAAAAACGCUGAGUUUAGCAAACAGAAAUGAGUAGGAGUUCUGCCCAGAGCUGGAAUUUUUAUACUUUUCCUACGUCUUAUACUUCAGAAUGGAGGAAAGAAACUGUUUGUUUGUUUCCUAAAUAAUUACUUGCAAUUUUACGGCUUUGAAAGAGCAAACACAUCAGGAUAGAUCAGCUGCUGCAGACAGGUAGAGCUCCGGUGGCCCAUUCGAGCUCCUGGAUUACCAUUUUUAACAUCGAAUUAAGCCUGAAUUUGCAGGGCUUAUUUAGGAAAUAAAUACAUGUUUUUUAAAGCAGCCCACGGCGCGAAACAAAUUCCAAGUCAGUAUUUCUAUUGCAAAAAGUGGGACAAAAAAAGAACCCCCCAGCAACACAACAUGUUAGACCUUCGGACAGACUGUUCUUUGGUGUUAGGGCAGAAUAAUCCAGGCAGAGGUACAGACCUGUAUUUAAGUUCAUGGUGUCUUGUAGCGUUGUUGCAGGACUGUGGGGAUACUUUAUUGGAGCUGCUAAACUCAGGAGCGGAGGACCAAUCUUGACUCCAAUGAACUGGGGUUAUGUCUGAUGGUUAUUUUGCAAACUGAAGCAUAUUUAUGUUAUGACAGAUGUUUCUCGUUGAUGUAUUUUGUGUCACAUACUGUAAAUGUCACCAAAGGCAUUGGAAGUUAAAUCCUAGCCCCAUUAAAACCGGUAGAAUGCUUCUACCCGUUUCAAUGGGGCUAGAGGUUCACCUCAUUGAAAGCUGAACUUGCUGAGCAGUUCUUUGGAUGCAGACUGCUUUCAGGGACCCCCUGCCCCAUGGGAGGUGUAAGGUGGGAUCCCUGAGCAGAUGCUCCUGUAACAGUGGAGGUCUGCAUUGGGAGCACUCGAACAGCUUGUACUGUAGAAGCGAAAUCCUCAGGCUGAUUGAUGAGGAUGGACAGCACUUUGCAAAACCACAAAGCUAGAAAACAGCCUUUCUGACAGAUUUUAUUAGUCUCACGGUGUUGGAUCAGCACAACGAAGGCACAUGGAAAACAAGCUGAUUAAAUUAGAAGUGAUUUUGAGAGCUGUGUUAAAUCUCAGGCUAGCCAGGCAGCGGUGAGCCUGGAUCAGGUGCUGCAUUGAGCCCUGCCAUGGGGAGGAUGCAGUGUGCACUCCCCACAUCUCCAGCUCUAAGGGUUCUGAUUGCAAACAGUGAUGUUUUUUGGAGAGGUGCAUCUGCUCACCAGCCCUGUGCAGCUGUAAGUCGCAUUCACACGGGGCCGUUUCUGUUCUCAUAGCAAGAGUGAUACGUCUGCUUCCACAAUUAGGGGGUCAUGAAGCAGCACCAGUGAAAACGAGCUCUGUCUCCACGUGAAGCACACACUGCUGACAUGCUCAGCAAACAGCCAUGUAUCUCCACGUGCCUUUGCUGAAUGCACAGUGAGAAUAGCUUUGUGUCCCUCUGUGCAAUCUGGUGAAACGAAUCCAAUCCAUUUUCCGUCUGCUCAUCAAAAAAGCCUGAAAGGAUAUGAAUGUUGGUCAGCGAGACUUGCAUUUGAGACCUCUUCUGGUGCGAUGCAUUAUAAGCAAUCCGGUCUGAGAACAGACACUCACUUGAUCGUGUUGUUUGAACUUCACUGUUUUAUAGUUUACUGUGUGAAAUGAAGGAAACUGUGAAAGAAAUUGAUGCAUUGGUCCUUUUUUUUUUUUUUUUUUUUUCCUGUUGUUGUUGCUCACCUUAUGAUUUUAGGGAGAAUGUUGUUGUUACACUACUGUUGUUUUUCUUCUUUCUUUUCCCAAUUGUAGUGACCAUGUAUUCUUCGCCUAACCCUGUACAUUCUGAAAUGUAACUCCUGUAACCUGGAAUAAAUAAAUAAACCUAAAUAGCAA